Molecule: messenger RNA, 1717 nt
Organism: Cuscuta campestris
Lineage: Eukaryota; Viridiplantae; Streptophyta; Magnoliopsida; Solanales; Convolvulaceae
Source: the annotation of a GenBank genome assembly
AAAACUGAAAUCUGUCGCCGUCCAUCUACAUCGCUCCCUGCUCGCAGAGCUUGAGGCACGGCAGUGCGCGGAGGAAGCGUGCGAGACCUGCGAUUCGCGGCUGAUUCAAGGAAGCUUCGUCCUGUUCUUCGCAUUGCGUUCCAGGUCGGACCUCAUCGCCCUCCGAAACCUUCCGGGAGGAUUUCGGGGGUGAAUAGUUGUGGAAUCUCUUCUCUCUGCACUGCUUGAGAUUGGCGCUGCAACGGAGAUGAGCUGAGAAUCUCCGGCCAUCGACGCCUGCUUGGCUUUCUGGGGAAGAAGAAACGAUGGAGGAUUAUCACUCCGGUCACCAGCCCGUGGUUACUGCAAGCCGGAGUAAAUUGGGUCGUACUUUUGCCAAGGUUAUGCACAUUCGAGCCAUGCCUGGUGAUGCUAAUGGAAAUCAACGAUCCAAGAAGUUCCACGAAAAAGUGAAAACUGAUGUAGUUAAGAAAGAUUUCCUGAAGCAGCUGCAGUUUAACACUUGGGAUGAUGAAGAUGAAACACUAAGGGAGAAAGUGACAAUAGAAGCCUUUACUGCCAAACUGUUUGCUUGUAUCUCGGCUAUAAAAGCAGCGUACGCCCAGUUGCAAUAUGCCCAGUCUCCUUAUGACCCUGAUGCGAUUCAUGCAGCAGACCAGAUGGUGGUGUCUGAGUUGAAGUGUUUGUCUGAACUGAAACAAUGCUACUUGAAGAAACAGAUUGAGGAUCCUUCACCUGAUAGGACACUGGUUUUGUCUGAAAUCAAGGAGCAGAAUUGCAUCCUCAAAAUUUACGAAAUCAAAGGAAAGAAGCUGGAGUCUCAGGUAAGACUCAAGGAUUCGGAGAUCACGUUCUUGAGGGAGAAACUGGAAGAAGCGAAAAAGGAAAACAAAAUGAUGGAGAAGAGAUUGAACUCAAGCGGGCAAUUAUCCGUUCCCGACAUUCUUAACUUCUCGGGAUUGAACCCCAGCCAUUUAAUCGCGGCGCUUCGCCAGGCAAUGAAAUCAAUUCGGAGCUUUGUGAGGGUCCUUGUCAAGGAGAUGGAAUUCGCAGGGUGGGAUUUAGAUGUGGCAGCCAAUGCGAUCGUGCCCGGUUUAACUUUCUGGCAAGCAAACCACAAAUGCUACGCAUUCGAAUCCUUUGUCUGCAGAGAGAUGUUUGAUGGUUUCAAUCACCCCAACUUCUCCAUUCAACCCCAAGCCCACCAGGUGGAAACCAGAACCAGACACAAACUAUGGUUCUUUGACGGAUUCGAGGAGUUGAAGCCCGUGAAGGCAACCGAUUACCUAGUGUGGAAACCAGACUCAGAAUUCGCAAAGUUCUGCCGCAACAAGUACUUGCGGCUCGUCCACACAAGAAUGGAACAGUCCCUGUUUGGCAAUUUGGACCAGAGGAACUCGGUGAAAUCGGGCGAGUGCCCGGAGACUUGUUUCUUCUCCACAUUUGCCGAAAUGGCAAAGCGCGUUUGGCUCCUGCACUGCCUGGCCUUCUCUUUUGAUCCAGAGGCUUCCAUCUUUCAAGCGAGCCGGGGAAGCCGGUUUUCGGAAGUGUACAUGGAGAGCGUGAGCGACGAGGCAUUCCUGUUUUCAUCGGACCGGACGCCCGAAACCGAACCCCGGGUGGCUUUCACCGUGGUUCCUGGGUUCAUGGUAGGUAAAAGUGUUGUUCAAUCUCAAGUGUACCUUCGUUGAUCCACCAAUAAUAAUAAUAAUAAUAA